CUAGGAUUCAGUGUAGACUCAAGUGAAUGUUUUAAGUCGGAAGCCUAUCCCAGUUAUUAGUCAAGCUCUGAAUCUAUCGGUAGCCUACUAGACUCUAGAUCUAGUACUAUAGUACUAUACUAACUAUUGCGAACAGUGGAUUCAUCAUGAAUAGGUGUUUAUUUUUCUUGUGCCUUCUUGUGAUAAUGGGUGAAGCAUAUUCAAGAAAAAAACGAGCCCAAGAUCAGUGUGUAUGCAGCAACACAGAAAGCUGCAAACAUCCAAAAAAAGAUCUGGGAAUCAAUCAAGAGAUUUAUGGAUUUACCUAUGAAUCAACCAAAGUUGAGUUAUGGAGUUGGGAUACAUUAACAACAUUGAUAGUGCCAUCCUCUUUCAAUCCGAGCAACAGAUCACAUUACAAUACUAAAUGUGUUGCACAUGAUAAGGGGAGAAAAUUUGGUUUUACAGUGGAUUUUAAUCUGUCUGGUUCAAUUAAUAGUACUUCAACUGAUGCAAUCAGUUGGAGUUCACUUGCUUUUAAAAAAUGGGAAGAAUGGAAUGCUGAAGUAAUGGUAGUAAAUCUUCUGCCAUACUUCCAUUCUGAUAACUCAAGCACAAAGGAGGAUCAUAUGGUUUUAGUUCAAAUCCUACAUAAUUUAAAAAGUCAAAUGAUUCAAGCUCAAAACAUCACAAUAACGCUGGCAUGUAUAUUACCAUGGAAACCCCCUUGUACUGAAGAUGAUGAGACCUGCUACUUUACUUCUCAUGCAGCGGAUGUUUGUGACGUUAUUAUCCUAAACCCUGAUAGUUUUACAGAUCUUGAUGGCGCCAAAUGCAGGGCACGAGCUACAAUUCCAUUUUCUAAACUCUUUUAUAGCAUAAGUGAUUAUAACUCACACCAUGUUGCCAACAACAGAAUAAUCUUAGGGGUUCCAUGGCAUGGAUAUGACUAUAAAUGUUCUGAAGCUCCAAAAAAUGACAUAUGCACCCCUGUAUUAGGUGAAACAUGCCUUCUCAGUGAAAGAGAGCGCUUGACCUAUGGUGAUAUAGUAUCCAACUUUUCAGCCCACUAUGCCAAACAUGAUUUUAGUGAGAUGUACAUGGCCCCAUAUUUCACAUACAAUGCCGGUGCAGAAUAUCACCAGGUUUGGUUUGAAGAUGACCGCAGUCUGGUUGCAAAGUACAGGCUUGUCAAAGAAUUCCAACUGAGAGGUAUAGCCCUUAUGUAUGGGGAUGAUUUGUCACCUCAUACAUCAAUCAACAUAUUAAACAAUGACCUGUUCAUGUGGUCUUGGCUGUCACAUGAAUUACUUCUACAUAAAAGUCAACAAUCAUCUAAUGGUAUCCAGUGUGCAGAGACUGUAGCUGGUGCAGCUGUUGGUUGUCUUCUCUUGGGGACUUUGUUAGGAGUUACUUUCACUUGCCUGGCAUUGAGGAAUAAAGUUAGAAAACCCAAAGCACCAUUUUCUCGAGAUCGAAAUGGGGCAGUGGAAGAGUUUGUUGAUGAAGAUCCCAACUUAUAAAUUUUAGUGUCUACAUCUUUAGCUACUUAACUCUUUACAGUCCUAUGUUCCUGCUAUAGCCCGUAAAUUUUCUUUAGUGGCACAGUCCGAUGCAUCCAUAUUUGCCUAAACUAUGUACAAUACAUUUAUAUCAAUGUAAUAAUAAAAGUCUUAAGUGGUUACAAGAUUUUAAAAAUAAUGGCAGGAGCAGGAAAUAAUAACAUUUAUUUAUAAAUAUAUUUAUUCCUAGUAGCUUCAUUAGGCUAUUUAACCUCACUAAAAAAAAUUCAAACAUUUUCCAGUAUAAUACCUUUUGUUUUAUGUUUUUAACUUCCGUGGAUAUUUUAAAAUAGUUUCAUUUUAAAAAUGUGUCGUCUUUUCGCCGGCCAUAUGGGAAGUAAAACUGUAUAUUCUCUGGACUGUAAAGGGUUAAAUUUUUAUCUGUUCAGGAAUAUUUUUGGACUUGGAAGCAAAAAUGAGUAAGUUGUAUUAUAUUCUGUAUAUACAAACAUUCCAAAAAUGGCUUUUUUAAUUCAAAUAUUAGAUUACAAUAUUGUAUUUUGUAAAUUACUCAAAAAAAAUUAUUUUGGAAUAAGUUAACAUUGAUUAUUUAAAAUAAUAGUGAAGUUGACAUCUUUAUACUGUAUCUUGACUCAACUAUGAAUUUCUUUUUUUGUAACACACUUAAAACCUUUUUGAGAGAAUUUGCUAAAUAUGUCAUUCUUUAUUAUUUUUAAAGCUAAACUAUAUACAGUAGUAAGGGGUAAACUAACCAACAACCAUAAUUUAUAUACCAUGUUUAAAAAAUGUAAUCUUGGUAGUAAAAUGACCAUCGAUUUCCUUUUCCUAGACAUUCUAUGGUAAAAUAAUUAUUUAAUUAUUUUGACCUAUGAUUAUGAUAAAAUUCUUGCAUUUGAACUUUAAAAAAAAA
Molecule: messenger RNA, 2412 nt
Organism: Physella acuta
Lineage: Eukaryota; Metazoa; Mollusca; Gastropoda; Physidae
Product: di-N-acetylchitobiase
Biological process (GO): oligosaccharide catabolic process
Source: RefSeq, a predicted model, not a curated record